Molecule: messenger RNA, 4954 nt
Organism: Acanthopagrus latus (yellowfin seabream)
Lineage: Eukaryota; Metazoa; Chordata; Actinopteri; Spariformes; Sparidae
Product: V-set and immunoglobulin domain-containing protein 1-like
Exons: 7
Coding region: 2354-3280 (308 amino acids)
Biological process (GO): maintenance of gastrointestinal epithelium; epithelial cell morphogenesis
Cellular component (GO): plasma membrane
Source: RefSeq, a predicted model, not a curated record
AUUACCGUACACAUCUCUGUAAACUGAUUGACUAGUAGAAGAAAAAGUUUAAAUAUCUUUUAGCUGGUGGUAACCACAGACCUUAUUUCAGGCAUUCAACCAACAACCCUUUCAAAAACCUCAUUGACUUUGAGACGAGAAAUGCUAAGUUUUUAUUUUUAACUCCACAGCUAGCUAAGUUUUAACGACCUUAACUGACCCACCUAUUGAAACACGUUACCUUGGAUAAACUUGUGGAUUCCUCCAGGUAUGAACAUUGUUGGAAACAUUUGGGACAUAUUAUACAUUGAAUUAAAGCAAAAGAGAAAGUCAGCAAGAAGAUAUUUUUACACAGCUGUUUGUUAGAAGUUUAAUUCACAUUAUAAUGACAGAACAUGAUGUCUACUGUCCUCAUACAGUGAAUUUUAGAGAUGAUAUUUCUCUGUUUUGGUAAAAAUUGUGUAAACCAUAAAUGUAGAUAGUAAAACCUAAAUCGAAACUUUGCACACCAAAUGACAAAAAAUAUUUUCGUAAAAAGCUUCACAGUCAUUCACAAAAAGAAAACUGACUUGCAGGUUUUAAACAACAUCAUGUGUUUGACAUGUCAGACUAAGAAAGUUUCCUGGUGCGAUGAACAAGUCUGAAUGUAUAAGCAACAUUUCCAACAACAGUCUGGUUUUGAUUUUUCCAACUUGACUUCGUGGAAUCAGAACAAAAUGCAACAUUCAUUCACCCCCUUCUUUAUCACUUAUUUACUCAUGCUGGCAACUCGAUUCUUCAUAAAUCUUUCUCGGUCUUGGUUUCUGAUGAGUUGUUCAUGAGUCACGCUGUUGAUUUCAUUUAUUCAAAGACUGCCUCUCGUUGCUGCAGCACGCUGUUCUGCCCGAGCUGCCGACACAUGUUGUUCCGUUCAGGCGAAAGUCUUGACAUCGUCUCGCUUCCCAACCUAUCACGGAAGUGUCCUCUGGAUAAUGAGCUCUACACGCCUCCCCUCCACUCCCCACAUCGCCCGCUGCCUCCCUCCCUCACCCCUCCAGUCACCCCUGAUCAACAGUUUUCACAUUGUUAAUCACUUAUGUCAGCUUCUGGUAAUUAUAGACAAUUAAUCAUGUGUGAUUCACUGUCUCUCUCUCUCUCUCUCUCUCUCUGACUCUCCAGCAGCAUUGUGCUCUACGCCGUGUGAGCGAGAACGACAGAGGUGAAACUGCCUUUAUUAAGCAAGCAGCAGCAGAGAGUGAACUCCCCAAUGAUAAGCUGCAUGUUGCAGUGCUCUGGCUUACACUUCCUUGAGGCGAGCGAUAAAGGCCAGGUGGAGAUUAAAUUACAUUAAUUCCGUCGCCAAAAGCCCUGACCCAGAAUGACUUACAAGACAAGGAGGAUGGAGUGAUGAGCUGUGGUGAAACUACUGCCAAAGCACUGAAAAAUGAAUUAACCAUCGGUGUCGCAGCACACUGUGGUCCCUAACCUGCCGUGUAAAGUCAACAACCUUUAACACGAGGCAAAAAAAAAGGGGGGGAGAGGCGAAACACAAGAAACAAUCUGAGGAGAGAAUGAUUUAAUACUGGUGAAAGCUUCUGAUAGCUAGAUAAUGUUUACAUCUUGAAAUAAGGACUUUCCACAGCACAGUAAUAACUUAAAAUUAUUAGUCAGUUUUCUUUAGCUACCAUGAGUCGCUAAAUACCAACAGAUACGACUUCGUAAUCAAGAAACCAAGUGACUGUCUUCCCUGCCUGUGGAGGCCUGCCCUCACACAACUCAAGCUAAACGCUGUUGUGUUUAUAUUCUGGGAUAACAAUGCAUUUCAGACUGUUGGUUGUUGAAUUGGUGAGAAUUUAACUGACCUGUAGAAGUGACAGAAACUAGUUGGGAACUUAAAAUCGCCCGAUUAGCCGACAUUAAGCAGAAACCAGUUGGAAGUUUCCUGGAAAUGUAUGAAAGACUUUACCGUAAAUUUACUGGAAAAUAGCAGAAUGUUAUCAAUAAAUAAUAUUGGGGUAGAUUUAGAUCAAUUUUGGUGUAAUUAUUGUGGUAAUCUGGGGUUUAUUUAAAAUAAACCCUCUGCAUCGUAUCGUAGCUGAAUGUUUUCCGUCAUCUUUCAUUUUUUCAUCUGCUCCCACCCAAAACUAUUAACGGUUGGGUUUUUUUUUUUUUUUGGUUUGUUUUUUUUGAAAAACAACAGAAUCUACACACCCAGUCUGGCAAACAUGGAUAUGCAAACACCGUGUUAUCAACAUGCACAGUUAUCAGCCAGUCCAUUAACCAGGCUGACUGUAACCUUGCCUGCGAUACUCUCGACUCUCUUCCGGGGCCGCUUGUAACAGUCGGCGCUGUACAGCAGAGAGCUCAGAAGCUCUGUGAGUUCAGUCCAGUGAAGAUGUUCUCCACGCUGCCAUUGUUGGUGCUUAUAAGCACAAUAGGAUGUGUGGAGCUGAUCACAGUCAGCACUCCGCAUAAAUAUGUCAACGUGACGACGGGUGGCAGCGUCCUGCUCCAGUGUACGUUUGACACCAUUCAGCAGACCUCCGGCCUCCUCAUCCAGUGGGACUUCGUUUCAAGGUCCGACAUGACGCCACAGCAGGUGUAUUACUAUCAGUCAGGAAAAGAAAUUAUCGGAGAUGAAUACAAGAGCAGGCUGCAGCCGCCGCCGUCUCCCGCCACGACCAGGAACGCCUCAAUAAUAAUCAGCAACAUGCAGACAUCAGACGCCGGAGUCUACACCUGCGAUGUUCACAACAUCCCUGACGUGGACGGGCAGACUCAGGUCAACAUCAUGGUGAAUGUCCUGGAGAGGCCCUCUUCUCCGUACUGCUCCGUCCACGGGGAUGUGGAGUCGGGUCACCUGGUCACUCUGACCUGCCACAGCGAGCGUGGGAGCCCUCAGCCCAAGUACACCUGGACCAGACUGGAUCAGACCAAGACGAGGAGGCCCAUCCUGGGAAAAGUGACCACGACCGGAAUCCUGGAAAUCCGAAACAUCUCCCAGUUUGAGUUCGGGGAGUACCAGUGCAACGCUUCAAACGCUGUGGGAUUUGCAGUUUGCGCCGUAGAGCUGAACCCCGAUGUGUCAGAUGGAGUGAUUGCUGGCGCUGUGAUCGGCGCGUUGCUCGGCUUCGUCCUGAUCCUCCUGGCUGUGUGGUUCAUCGCUCACUCCGUCAAGAAACACAAGUACAGAGCGGUGAAAGCGGCCGAGGGCAACGAGAUGAAGCGGAGCGCUCCGCGGGCCCAGGGAGCCUCUGACGGCGUUGCCGUGGCAACCACAGCCGGCAGCCUCCACGCUGAGGAGGAUGAGCCGGGAGCCUAAAGGAAAAAAAUAAAAAACAGCUGGAGCGACGUCAGAGCAACAGGAAGUCCGCGAUGUUCAGGCUUCAACAUGCGUCAUCCUCAAAGGGAAUCAGUGGGACGGAGCUAAUGUUUGAAGAUUGAAGUGUUUUCUGAAUCUGGAGGGUUUCUGUUCUUAUCACUGAUCGAAUCUUUAACACCUUUUUUUUUUCAUGUGACUUUUUAUUUCUGCUUAACAUUGGCUUAAAUGUAGACAUAAUGUUUUAGUGCUUUUUAGAGCUUCUACAGGACAUUUAUGUAAAUGUGAUAUUCCAUUUUUUUGUCAUGUACAAUGACUUUUUUUUUAAAUAAAGAAAGACAUUAUUGUGUUUAAAACACUCAAUUUUAAGUCUUCACAGUGAUAAAACACCUGAAGUAAAAAUAUUACAAUUGGCUAUCGGGUCAAUACAAACGUGUUUGACGUGUAAUUAUUUUAUGUAAAAACCUGAUUGAAUAAAAGAGCAUGUUUUCCAGUCGCUGAGUCAUGGAGCUCUUUCCUGUCUGGACCAUAACUGUAGAUAUCAAGUGUCAUCUAGGUGGCAGCAAAACACACAGUGAAGCCUCACACUGUGAUGCUGCAGCUCUCAUUCAGGUUCGAGGCCCUGAGAUCUCCAUGGAGAUUUCAUUGUGUGUGUUUCUUUGGUGAUAUCAAAUCUUUUCAAAGGCUGAGUGACGUGAAAUCAAACUGUCCUAUCGAGCACUGUGACAUGAGCCCGACUGUCGUCCCCGUCUUGUCCGUUCAACAGGAAAUCCCUCCGUUAAAGAGAAGACUGAAGUGUCAGAUACUCUUUUCCUGCAGACUCUCCUUCAAAAUAAGAGUUCACUUUUCAAUAUCUUGGCCAGUGCACAUGUGUAGUCUUCAUAUAAUUCACCAAUUUUUGUAUUACUUUAUAAAAGAUUAAGAGGGAAACUGUGGUGACAGCUUGCAGGGGGAUGAGUAAAAAAGCCAGGAAUCACUGCUGUGGAUGGAUUACUCAUCAUUUUUGUAUUUCACCAUAAAUAAAUAAGAAUGUUAACAGCUUGACACAGCUAAAUAUAUAAACGUAAUACAAAACAACCCUGCUGUCUCUCUGCCAAUACCACAGUUGUAUGAUUAUUCAACACCUUCAAUAUGUUUCCUGUAGGAAAGCUGGUUGACAUCUUUAUGGAGCCAGAUGGGGAAUCGACUAGCACCAACAUAACUUGGCUAAAACUAGCUUUUCGCAUUCUUAUUUGCAUGUAUAAUGCAAAGAGUCUGCACAGCCAUAAUGUCCCACAUAUUGUUUUGUCCAUUAUCAUGCUCAAAUACAGGUUGGUGAUGGUUAUGUGUGGCAGAAAUUUGGGACAGAUUCACUAUCUUUAUCCACUGAAGGCACAAUAUUUUUGUCCCAGAUUUCUCUGAUGGUUUUAUAAGGUAUAUAAGGUAUACAUUUCAGAUAAUAGGUCAAAAAUAAACUUAAUUAACAUAUUGUGCAAAUAUGUAAAUUUGAUUAGUCACUGCCAGAUCUAAUUCCUUACAUUUGGUCCUUUGAAGAGAGGCUGUCGAGUUUAUAUCUCAACAUUUGGAAGGAACAGCAUGAAAUGUUGCACAGACGUUUAACGACUCCCGGAGGAUGAGCUGUAAUGGCUUCGGUGUAAUUAGCUGUAACUGUUAUGCAUUUUUCACGAGCUUACAUGA